AAGGGGAAAAAAAAAAAGAAAAGAACUGCGAAAGCGAAGAAACCAAUGAAAGGAAUCCUUUUAUUUUCUUUUUCACGAACUUUCAAGAAAUAUUCAAUAAUAAAGGAUUUCGUAUGAGCUUUCUUCCCAAAGUAAAAGAAUUAAACGUUGUUUUAGACGUUGCGACGCGAUGGCGUCGCUCGCGAACUUCGCAUCAUAAACUUUGGAACGAUCGAAAAUUUUCCAAGAAUAUUCUAUAUACUCCACGACUCUAACGUUCUUUCCUCAUUUCAUCGUGUAAUUUUCUCAUCGUGAUUGUGUGGUGAGAGGUAAAAGGGAAAGGGGCGGGAUUUUUCUCGCGUAAAAUGUUUUUCCCCGUUGUUGCCGAUGGAAAAGGAAGGAAAUCGAAAAUAGAACAUGAUACGCAAAUGAAAACAUUAGCAUCUGGCGAAAUUUUCUCAAUGAAAUUACUUACUGACGUUUUCUGUAUACGUAUUUGUGCAUGAGUGUGUGUGUAUAUAUAUAUAUAUAUAUAUAUGUGUGUGUACGAUAGUGCAUGUGUGUGUGAGAGAAAGAGAGAGAGAGAGAGAGAGAGAGAGAGAAUAAGAGAAAGAGAAAGGGAAAACAAAGAUAAAGGUGCAAACAAGCGACAGUUGAUUAAGAAAGACGUGUUAUACCAAGAUGAAACUUCUUGAUAGUAUUCUUGUUCUUGAUAAAAAAAAGAGAAACUUUCUGUUCUGGAAAGAGCAUUGAAAUAGAGUUACGUUGACUAUGAUGAAAAUUAAACAUAAAGAAAAUGAAAAAGACAAAGAGAAAUAAAAAUAGAUGCAUUAAUUAAUGUAAGUUCAAAUAUUUCCGAUGCAGUAUUGUUUUAAAAUAUAAUUGACGUAAGAAUUGUAAUUAAGAAACAAGGAAAAAGAUAUUCCUCGUUAAAGAGUAAAGAAGAGAGGAGAGAAAGAGAAAAAGAGAAAAAGAGAGUGGAAGGAGGGGGAUGGAACGCGUUUACAAAGGGAUUACAAUAAUUUUUUGAAAUAUGUGUCGAAGUAGGCGUUUGAGUGGUGUUCCUCUUCCCCGCGUAUGGAGCAACGCAUACGUGCGUUCACCCUUGUUUGCACCGUCGCCAAGAAUAUCGUUGAGAGCAACGUCGUCGAAAGUAACGUCGUCUUCGAAGCACGAGGACGCGCAAACGUUUUCAACUUUUGAACGAACGUGAACGGACGUAGUCUCUUGUGACCUUUUUUCUUACAACGACGGCAACGUCAAAGUCGUGACAUCGAGUGUGAUUUUCAUUUGAUUUUUCGUUCACGUUAUCAUGACUCUUUCUGUGAAAUUGAUAUAAAAAGAAAAAAAAAAAAUAGAAAAAAGAAAAAAGAGAGAAAACGAAAAAAAAAGAAAAAUUACAAGAAGGAAGUGAUGAAAAAAUAAGAAAGUACAAAUAAUAGACGUACAAACAAAUGGAUUUUGUUGAUUGUUCAGUGAAAAAGACAUAGAAUGAUGAUAAAUAUGAAAAAAAGUGUUUCGAUUUCAUCGUAAUAAAUUCUGCAAUUGAAAUUUUGAAUUAAUAAGAAAAUCGAAAUGAAACGCAAAUGAAAAAUGAAUUAUGAGAAAUGAGGUAAAUCAUCAUCAUCAUCAUCAUCAUCGUCAUUAUCGACAAUAACAUUUUCAUCAUCCAGAUCUUAGUGAGUUCUUCUAAAUUUCAAUCCCAUAAGAGAGAGAGAGAGAGAGACAGUAUUAGAGUGACAUCCGGUGUUCCGGAAACGAAAAGAUGCUUCGUUUGGAGUUGCUUGGUGUUGUGCUUCUCGCUUGCACACAAAUUCUCACAGAACAUCGUGACUCACGUGAAACUCGUGCACCUUACAUCAAUUAUCCGAGGUAUCAUCAAGAAAGCUUGGAACCCGUGACGAAAGAUGUUAAAAUAAAACAUGGUCGAUUACGUGGGACCGUAGUCAAACCGAGAACCAAUCACGAUCUUCAGUUAGUCGACGUUUUCCUCGGAGUCCCAUACGCCGAGCCUCCAGUCGGCUCGCUCAGGUUCACGCCACCGAGAUCACCGCAACCCUGGAGAGGAGUACGACAGUCUCUGGAAUUUGCUCCGGUUUGCCCGCAAGUACUACCGAAUCUUCGUGACGAGGUGAAACCAGCACGCUAUGAGUAUCUCGAGAGGCACUUGCAGUAUCUCAAGAACCAGAGCGAGGAUUGUCUCUAUCUCAACAUCUAUGCUCCACAUCAGGCAGAAGGACAAAGGAAUUUAAAAAAGUAUCCUGUAAUGGUGUUUAUACAUGGCGAAAGUUACGAAUGGAACAGUGGUAAUCCAUACGAUGGCACCAUUCUAACGGCUUAUGGAAAUGUCGUUUUCGUCACCAUAAAUUUUCGCCUAGGCAUUUUAGGUUUUCUAAGACCAGGUACUAGGGACGACGCAGCGAGUAAUUUUGGAUUACUGGAUCAAAUAGCAGCGCUUUUAUGGCUCCGAGAAAAUAUUGCUGCCUUCGGUGGAGAUCCCAACAGUGUGACCUUAGUUGGUCACGGUACAGGUGCCAUUUUUGCUAACUUACUUCUCAUCAGUCCGGUUGCAAACAAUAAAGGUCUGUUCAAGCGAGCCAUUCUGAUGUCCGGCUCGGCGUUGAGCGCUGACGCCAUUGGCAAGGCGCCGCUGCAAAUUACCAAGCAGGUGGCGCACGCUUUGAAUUGUCCAACGACGACCGACAGCGAUUUGGCUCUUUGUCUGCGCUUUCAAGAUGUCGAAGCUCUUUUAAACGUGAAGAUUCACAAGCCGAAAUACGUGCCGGCGUUUGCACCUCUUGUUGACAGGGCAGUUAUACCGGAUAAACCUAUUAAUCUCAUGGAAAACACACAACUUUUUGGCAGAUUCGACUUGAUGUACGGCGUUACUGAGUCAGAAAAAUUUCAUAUUUUACCGCCCAUUGCCUUACUACAUGGUUUGUCAGAUAAUCAACGCGAUGAAAUUCUUCGAGAUCAUGCUAAGGCUACGCACGAGUUGGAGCCAGAGCUCGUACUAUCAAAGAUUCUCGAACACUAUGGCGACUUUUACGGUGAAUUUACAGACGACUAUGCGACGAAGAAUAGGGAUAUGGUUCUGGAAGCAUUCUCUGACAGCGGUACUGUCGCACCAUUGAUAAUGACCGCCAAUUUACAUUCUAGGGCGAACCCGAAUAGUUACAUGUACGUCUUCUCUCAUCCGAAGGCUAUGCAAGAUUACUCCGGCCAACAACGACAACAGACGAUACACGGCGAAGAGCUGUCCUAUGUGCUCGGCGUUCCACUCGACAGGAGCAAGUACGACUUGCGUAUUCGAUACAACAUCGGCGAGACAUUGUUUUCCGAGGCCAUGAUGAAUUGGUGGUGCAGCUUCGCGUACAUCGGAAACCCGAACGCAGCUAAAAGAUAUCCAUAUUUGACCGACGGAUUAAAAGAAUGGGAACAGUAUGAGCUUCACUGGUUGGAAUAUAACCCAAGAAAUCAAACUUAUUUUAAUUUAACUAUACCACCAAAGCUCGGCUCUCACUAUCGUUCCGCUGAGAUGCAAUUCUGGAAUGAGGACCUUCCUAACAUGCUGAGGCAUCCCAACAAAGACAUUCCGAUGUUCAGUCGACCAAAGGGUCCACGACCUACGAUCCUCGACUUCGCUGAUGGGAUUGGUAAAUACGCGAAUGGCAGCUCCGACAGGAACUACGAUAUCCACAGUGCCUGGUUUACAACGAAGACUCCAUCGAGUAUUACUGAAAGUAAUUUGGAGGGGAGACCGUUGAUACCUUUCUUCAUAACAACGAAUCAGCCAAAUCUUGAAAGCACCACGCCUGAAUCAAGUUCUUUGAGAAGUUCUUCGGUGAUAGCGAUGAUGAUUGGUUUUGGCGUCGUAUUCCUCUUGAUCAACUUAUCCGCUUUCUUUUAUCUAUACCGAAAGCGUCAAGCAACGAAAAAGAAUGAAAAGCCUCUUAAAAGACGUCUCAGCCAGAAGGACGAAGCGUUCAAAAGGCCAAAGACAGAGAAACAAGAAAACCAUUAUGGCGACCUCGGUUAUAAGAGCGAUAGUAAGCCGGAUUUGAACGAGGUGAUAAAAAGUGACAAGGCUUACGACAACAAUUCGAACUUCGGUAGGAGGUCAAAACUUUCUCGAGAAAAUUCCAGUUCUACCAUCGACACCCAUAUUAAAGUUAGGGAAUGGAUACAGCAGGAAAUUGUACACAGGUGUUCGCCGAGAUUUCUACGAAAAACUAGAGAAACAUUGGCGAAAGAGCAUCAGGCGAAAUUAACGAAACAAGAGGAAGAAGAAAAAUGGCGAUUAGAAGAGGAAGCAUUGAAGGGUAAGAAAGAGGAACCUAUAUACGAUGAAAGUCCAACGAUCGUGGUAAGACCAGGUAAGAAGUCAAAAGUACCAAAGGUGUCGGUCGCUAUUGAUGCGACCCCAGCAACGAGGACCGAAUCCGUUUUGAAUCAAGUACCAAUCGAAUUGUCGAAAAAGGAGGAGACGUUCGUUGAGAAGAUCGAACAAUCCUUCGACUAUCCUUUAUCUGAUGGGAGCCAAUUCCAGAUGACACCUCAAGUCGUUGUGAUAGAACAUCAUCAUUCGAGAAGUGAUCCACUACCAAUGGAGAACGUCUUGAGAAGCGUGAAACCGAAUUUCUCGACUCCGCGAAUCUAUGAAUCCGAUUCUGGUAGUACGAGCAGUCUCUACGCGAAGAUCAAUCCAAAGUCAAAAGUUCGAGUUCCACGGGGGAAUCUUGAAAGGAGCGACGAGACCGUUGAAAUUGAGGCCUCCAAGAAUGCUGAGGAUCGAACGACACCAUUGGAAGAAGUCUACGUGAAAUCGACGAAAUUGACAACUUUUAGUGGGGGUAGUACACCAAGCGAUGUGAAUGUCACGUGCAGAGAACCAACGGUCGAAAGAGAAUGCAUUAGUCCCGAGGAAGCACUUCGAACGAUAAAACGACGAAAUUACCCUAAGGUUCUACCAGACAUCGAGAAAAGACGUUCUCUUCCUGUACCAACUACCUUGUUCCUUCCGAAACAACAUGGGAACUCUUUAAGGGGUUACAAGGGUACUUUACCUAGUCCUGUAUCAGGACAACCUCCGUUACCACCGCCAAGAAUGUUCGGCACAUCGAAGAGCUUGGAAUUCGCCGAAGAGAAGGAAAACCAUUGUGAGGAGGAAGCUGUUACUAGUGAUCUUCACAUUGGACCAUUAACAAAACGACAAGAUUCUUCUGCUAAAAACAACUCUGAUCCUAGUAUCAUCGAUUCCAUAGAAGGAAAUAUGAUCAAUAGCGUUCAUCCUGGUGGUGGUAGCGUUGACACCAUUUAUACGAAUCCAAGAUGUCCGGUACAUGGCGGAUCCUACACAUUUUCACCGAACUCUCAGAUACUCGACAAAGAUAUCGGAGAUCCUAGAAGAGACUUCAUCGAGGCAGGAAUGGGCAACCCUAAUUGGUACAAGCCUGUAUCGAAGGAAGGUAAGAUAGUGCCGGUAAUGUCAUUGGCAUCCUCAGAACCGCGAAUCGUGAUCGCUCCUAGGGAACCAGAGAGGCAGCAGCGAUUGCUCGUUGGUAACGCAAAUUGGGAUAGGACAGGCGAGCCAAAGAUCGUGAUCACUCCGAGAGUGGUUAAUCUUCUAGGACAGGGUAAUCAAGAUCUCAGCCAGACUAUAGUCAAUGUUGGAGAUGCUUGCUCCGUUGAAACCGUGAUAUCUCCUUCGAAACCUCAUACCAUCGAUUUAGGCUCAUCGGAACGAUUAGAACUCGAAUCUAAUAGUAGUAGCAAUUUAACUUGUUCGAAGGAGGAAAGAAAGGAACCGCGUAUCAUAAUAACUGCUGGUGAUCCAAAGAAUACUUGUACGACGAAUUCAAAACAACCAAAAAUUAUUAUAAAACCUACAACUAGCUUUCAAAAGAGCAGAGAUCAAAGGAACAUACCGAAAAUCUCAGCCAUACCAUUGGUGGAACGACAAAAUAGUCAGAACGUCGAAAGGGAUAAGAUCUUAGAACGUAAAGAGAACAGGCCUACUGUCGAAAGACCUCCCUUGAGAGAAAAGCCGAAAGUAACGAGAAUACCCUCCUUCUCAAGACGAAAAGAGGACUUACCUAUCGGUAUCGAUAAAUCGUUAACACAGACGCAUACAGAGAAGACGGAGAUUGUGCAAAGAGUCGAGGCAGUACCUGGUAAAAUCUCGAAUGUAACUUAUGCACAUGAUGGUAAAUCUUCUAUUCCUACUCUUCAGAAAAAGGACAGCGAAAAGUCAUCUAUAACAGGUGAAGAUUCCAAUGGAAUCCCAACCGGUACAGUCAAAAGGAAACCUUCGUAUAAGAAAUAAUAUGAGACAUUUUAUCAACUAGUUCUACUAGUUUGUUUGUCUUGAUUCUUUUUUUGUUUUUUUUUCUUUUUUCUUUUUUGCACUAUCAAAGAAAAUACGAAAAGUAUUUAAAACAGGACAAAUUCGUAGCUGAUAGGAAAUCAAGUAAAGACAAGAUAACAGACUAUAUCAAUAUAUAGAAAUUAAUGAUAAAUUAAAAUAAUCAAAUAAUGUUGAUGUAAUUAAUAUAGAUAAUAGAUAAGUUAAGUGAAUAGAGUGAUAAGACAAUGGGAAUAAUGUAAACUAACAAUUAUAUAAAUUUAACAGGUGAAACCAUCGAGUUAGGGAAAAAGUAUUGUCCGAUUUAACGUAGCAUUUAAGUUUUAGAAAUUUGACGAUAUUUUUCCUUUAAAUCGAUAUCUUAAUCUUAAUGAUGCAAAGAUAAAAAUACAUCAAAUUUUACAGACCGAUUUACAUCUUCGUAGACUGAUCCUUGCACUUACCUACAAACUAUUCUCUCAGAGAAUUCAACAAAGACUUUUAGUUCCAGUAAAUCGAAUGUCGAAGCUGUGUUGGUACGUUCUCUUUCGUCUCGUAACUUUCAACGAUUCCAAAGGGGAAAACUGAUCUAUCGAUAUCAUUCUCUGAAACCUAAAGCCGAUGUUGAAGUAUUCCAUAGAAAGAGAGUUGGCGAAAAGAUUCGGUCCAGUGCAUGCUAAAGUAAUGAAACCAUCUUUCUAUUUGAGCGGACUGUUGGAUUCGACGGGCCGAAGGAAGAGAUUGAAAAGUCUUCCAUGAAAGAGAUCGAUUCUGAUUUUGAACGAUGCAACGACAAAUUUUAUUCUAAAAAAGAAGAAACUAGCAAAGUGGAAAACUAUAAUUUUAUGAUCGGUAAUAGUGUGUCUGUUGCAAUUAUGUAAAUGUAAGACAUAUUGCUUGUAAAAACUAUUUCCGUGAGAUUAAAACUACUUGCGUAAUUAAAUGAAUUCGUUUAUGUGAAUCACUUUCGUAAAAAAAGUGUUUAGUUCUAUAAAAAAAAAAAAAAAAAAAAAAAAUACA
Vespa mandarinia (Asian giant hornet) is the source of this 7342-nucleotide messenger RNA. RefSeq lists its product as uncharacterized. NCBI's taxonomy places the organism in Eukaryota, Metazoa, Arthropoda, Insecta, Hymenoptera, Vespidae. The record is from RefSeq and is a predicted model, not a curated record.